Molecule: messenger RNA, 1503 nt
Organism: Alosa sapidissima (American shad)
Lineage: Eukaryota; Metazoa; Chordata; Actinopteri; Clupeiformes; Clupeidae
Product: G-protein coupled receptor 35-like
Exons: 2
Coding region: 351-1307 (318 amino acids)
Biological process (GO): positive regulation of Rho protein signal transduction; phospholipase C-activating G protein-coupled receptor signaling pathway
Cellular component (GO): membrane
Molecular function (GO): G protein-coupled receptor activity
Source: RefSeq, a predicted model, not a curated record
GCAGACAAACUGAAGUAUUUUUACCUUUGUAAAUGUAAAGAAAGAGUAUUUUAAAAGACCAAACUCAUCUCAUUUUGCCUCUAUUGACAGUAGGUGUUAGCAAUCUAAUGGAGGCACGAAGGUGACCAUGGCUCAUUUAGAUUUUAAGGGUAGGGACUGGCUAAUAGUUCAUAUUGGUCAUUGAGGUUGUGAGUGGAGUCGGAUGCCAUGAGCCUGCAUUUCCUGAUGGCUUGUUUCUCAAAUAUGGCUGCAAGGGUGAUCUGGGGUUGUCCACUGAUCUUAGCACUCCUCCUAAUUAUUCUGUUGAAAGGACCUUUGUUCAACUCACUCAGGGAUCCAAACAUGCCAGGAUGUCAAAGAGGUGUAAUGACAGCUGGGCAGAUGAGCCCCAGUACUUCCAGCAGGUGCUCUACAUCCCAGUGUUCCUGCUGGGCCUGCUGCUCAACGUAUUGGCAGUGACCGUCCUCCUCCUGAAGCGCCGUCAGUGGACGGACACGCACAUCUACACGCUGAACUUGGCCCUGACAGACCUCGCCCUGGUGCUCUUCCUGCCUGUACGCGUGUUUGCUGCCUACCACCCUCUUGAGCCCUCGGACUUCUGCUCAGCCAUGGUCUCCAUCCAUUACAUCAACAUGUACGCCAGCAUCUUCACCGUCACCUGCAUCAGUGUGCACCGCUACCUCAGCAUCAGGUUCCCCUUCUGGGCCCGAGAGCAGAGCACCAAGAAACGUAUUGCUGUGCUAGUCUGCACUCUCAUCUGGGUAACGGUGGUGUCUCUAUGCCUCGUGUUUGGCUCUAACAACACUCCAGAAAAAUUGUGCACAUGUUACAGCCGUCGUGAUGAGGAGAGGCUUUCUCUUACAUUCCUCCUGGUGUUGGUGAUAUUGGGCUAUGUCCUCCCACUAGUGACACUGACUUUCUGUUCCAUCCAGACCUCUUGCAUUCUGCGUACAUCAGGAGAGCAUCAGAGUGGUGAGGAGACCUCUGUGCUAAAGAAGACAUUUGUUCGACUUGUAACAGCCAAUUGGAUUGUGUUUGUUGUUUGCUACACACCUAUCCAUGUGGCUAUGUGUUUGGUAGAGUACCACAAGGUCGACGUCGACCGCACAAGUUGGUCAUCACUGGAAGGCCUAAUUCAUAACUUCCGUGAGGUGGCUGAAUGGAUUGCCACCACAAACUGUUGCUUUGAUUCGUUUGGAUAUUACUUCUUGUUGAGGCAAUAUUUAAAAGAUGAGUCUCAAAGUGAUUCAGCAUCACCUACUAGAGGCAGAGCAACAUCAACUGACUUGAUGAACUUCACCUACUAAACUUCUAGCAACUGUCUUCUUGCUGGCUACCACAGACCUCUGAAGUUCGCCUACAAAAAAGCUGCCAUCUUUGAGAUCCGGUAUCUGGCGAUUUUUUUCUAUGGAAAAACAACAUGGAGAUUUUGAAUCGUCACACCUGUUAAACUCGCGGGGAUGAAAAAGUCUGAAAUGCAGACAUUUUUCUGAACACACUUUU